Messenger RNA from Anopheles funestus (African malaria mosquito), 3755 nucleotides. RefSeq lists its product as uncharacterized. The transcript is spliced from 5 exons. NCBI's taxonomy places the organism in Eukaryota, Metazoa, Arthropoda, Insecta, Diptera, Culicidae. Gene Ontology annotation, molecular function: protein dimerization activity; RNA polymerase II cis-regulatory region sequence-specific DNA binding; DNA-binding transcription factor activity, RNA polymerase II-specific. The record is from RefSeq and is a predicted model, not a curated record. Gene Ontology annotation, cellular component: nucleus. Bases 1044 to 3104 code for a protein of 686 amino acids. Gene Ontology annotation, biological process: regulation of neurogenesis; anterior/posterior pattern specification; regulation of transcription by RNA polymerase II.
AGGAUCAACGGCAACAACCACUAGCACGUUCGGUUUGGUGGCGUACGGUUGCCUCGUAGGUUGAAAUCAAAGUCGGUAAACCGGUCGUACUAAUAUCCCUGAACAACAAACUUCGCUUUCGUCAAGUGCGCUUACACGAGUGUUUUCUUUCGUCGGCUUGUUACACAUUUGCAAAGGAGCAGAUUUAAACAGGUUCACAUUCCCAGAUUAUAUGUUUCAUUUAAUUUUGUUUAUAUUAAAUCCUUUCUGUAUGUAUUAAAUAAAACGAUCGCUCAGUGAACAGACUAACUGUUUGAGAAACGAAUGAAGAACUUGAACUGCAGGAUUUAAACGUAUUCCAACAAAUAAACACUCGACUACCGUUGAUAUUCAAAGUAAAUGAUAAUGUGUUAAAAAACUGUUCGGAAGUGCUAACAGAAAAGCAAACAUAACAAAAUAACAAAAUUCUGUAAUACUAGACACACGUUUGCAUUGUCCAGAGAAUAUAAAACGUAAAGUUAAUAGUAGGAAAAGUGAAAUAUGGAAACCAAAAAAAAUGCUAAUGCAAAAGCACAAAGGUAAAUUUAAGUUAUUUGCAUAUGCCGGAAUAAUUAUACAGAUAUGCGGCGCAUUAAGUGAAUAAAAACAAAACCAUUUAACCAUGUGGCUAAAUUCCAUUAAAAGAAUUCACGCAAAACUGUGAAAAAUAGUGAAACGAUACUCUACUAUCGGAAUACGUCCGUUUCUGUAACACGUUAAUUGCGUGGGGGAGGGGCAAUUUCCCAGGAAAUACAAUAAUAUUCGUCUUCAUCAAAAAGCCAACAUAUCAUCGUCAACACCCGUCGCCACACUCGUCCUCAGUGUUGGUCGGUUCCGCACACAGGAAUACCAUCGUCUACUGUCCGGUUUGUCUAACAGCCUGUUUAGCCUCACACAGGGUUUUUAUCAUCUUACUCAUUUUUGGAACCGGACAGCAGACAAUCUGGACCGGUAUGCCAGUCGACACGUAAGGCGGCCAGAAUUAUUUGCCUUUUUAUUUCGACGCCACUGCGAGCAUCCGUAAAAUGACUGCAAAGAAGGAUAAGGACUACAAGAAUCAUAAACACGGCAGUGAGUUAAGUGCAACAGCAAUUUCAUCCAAGCUAGAUAACCACCUAGCAAGCCAAACCGGUACUACCGCACCAGGUCUGAUAGCGGCGCAGGAUCCUUUGAAACGCACCAACAAACCUCUCAUGGAGAAGCGACGUCGGGCACGCAUUAACCAGAGUUUGGCCAUCCUAAAGGCUCUCAUCCUCGAGUCGACGGUUAAAAACAAAUCGAGCGAUGGACAAACAAAGCACUCGAAGCUGGAAAAAGCGGACAUCUUGGAAUUGACCGUGCGUCACUUCCAGCGCCAUCGUAAUCUGGACAGUCCUGGUAUUGAUAAAUAUCGGGCGGGUUAUACCGACUGUGCCCGUGAGGUUGCUCGAUAUCUGGCGACACCGGAACCCCCACCAUUGCCAAGUGUUCCGACGCUUACCGAUGCUGGUUCCAAGGCACGUUUGUUGCGCCAUCUCGAUAAUUGCAUCGCGGAGAUCGACACAGAGAUAUGUCCAAAAGUGACUACCCCAAAUGGUAUACCCGUUACUUCUCCUGGAAGUAAUGGUGGAGGUGGUGCACAGGAUGGAAAGUCGCUGGUGGAUGAGGCAGGUACAGCAGUUGGUGUUAUGUCACCUUCAUAUGGUGUUAUAAAAACCAAAGACUUAAUGGUAGAUUAUGCCGCAACGGCAAGCAUUGCGCAGGAUUCCAAUCCGCUGGAUUACAGCAAAACUAAUCGAGAAAUUGGACGUUCGCCGUUCUCAUAUCGUGGAUCUCCAACCGACAUAGCUAUUUUGACACCUAAAUCAACCUCAUCGUUGCACCAAGACGAGAACAAUAACCGAGGCACAAGUGGUGGCUCCGUUGGCUUACAUACCACAAAAUCCACCAACCACCAUCAUCCACAGGCGGCCGUCUCAGUGGCAAAUCUGGAAGAUAUGAUACACGGCAGUGAAAUUGCUACCACCUCAGCGACCAGCAGUCACUCGCUCACACUCAACAAAAUGAUGCUUGGUCACCAUCAACACGCAAAGCUCUCGGUCGACAUGGCUAACCUUAAGAACUGUCGACUGGAUACGGGUACUAUUAAACACGAACCGGGAUCGUCUGCAGCACUGUUGGCAAAUGGGUAUUCUACGACAUCCUCGGCCGUUUCUUCGCCGACUCCUUCACCGGCCGGUGGAAACCUCGAAUCUGACAAGGAUGUCUCUAAUCACUCCGAUCACGGUGUCGUUGUUCCACAAACGACAGGUUACCCUUCGCAGGGUCAGGUGGCACUGCUACUUCCCGACCACUACAUCCAGCUAGCGACGGCUCUCGGACUUGGUAGCACACCACCGAUGCUAGAACACCCGGGAGCAGCAGCUGCUGCAGCUGCCGCCGCCGCCGCCGCUGUUUCCUUAUCAAGCACUGAUUUCGAAACAUUGAUCGAACAGAAUCGACGGCAAGCGGCUGUGCUUGCACACGAAAAAAUUACCGCCGAGAUGAUUGGUAGUUUACACGCACUACCGGAAAAUGUGGAUGAAAGUUACUGGAACCUAUACAAGAAAUCACUCGGCAUACCGGACUCAAUCAGUAAGCUAAGUCUAACCGAUGUCCGAGCAUUAAUGGCGAAAGGAACGCAUCCGAAGGUCGAAUGUGGACCAACGAUUGGCCCUACUACUUUUGCACCCGUUACAAAAAUGGAAAUCGAUGAUCACGUGCACCAUCCUGUGCAUCAUUCUAGAUCGGUAAAAACAGAACCACCGACCACAGCAUCGCCCGGACUGAUAGAACCGGAAGCUGAUGGACGUACUAGUGCUAAUGGAAGUCGGAGUCCACAUCUAAAGAAAGAAUUAUUAGACGGCGAUAUCGCUAUGGUUGCAGUGCAACCAGAAACUUCUCAUACUCCUUAUCUAGAGGAGCGCGAUCAUCGUAGUUUGAGUCCUCGUUCACUGGAAGAUCGAAGAUCGCCUACUAGCAGUAACGCCAGUGGUAGUAGUGAUCGGUGCAACAGUAACAGUGGCACAGUGGACGCUUUACACGCUCCAACAUGGCGCCCUUGGUAAGGGAGAAAUCAACAAAAAAUGUAAAUAAUUAUCAUAAAUGUGCAAUAACACUCUUACUUGGGUUCCAAUCUCUUGGUGAGAUGGUUCACACAACGCAGUAGUUAUGGAUAGCUUUGUGCCAAUGGGACAUUAAUCGUCGAACAGAUUUUGUUUCAAUAGCAGCACGACUGUGGACAUAUCUAGGAUUGUUCAAUCAAAGAAAGAUAUGUGUUUAUUAUUCAAAAACAAAAAUUCCAGCUUACCAAUAGCGCAGACACAUGUAGAAUCAAACAAAAGCCAUAGGGAAACUUUUUAAACUAUCUUGGCGACUCGUGGUGGCUUUAUAUGUGGAAAUAUUCUUGUAGACUAUUUCGUAAGCUAAAUCAAAGUAAACAAACCAAAAAUUGGUACAUAUACCUAGUUUUCUAGUGAGCGCCAAUCGCUUAUAGUCUAUCAUUGUGUACGGUAUAAUUGAAUGUGGAAUCUAUUUGUUCUACGUGAAUUAGUUUUUUUAGACUGUAAUUAUCAACCAACGGGUGACGUGAAAAUAGUAAAGUAAACAACGCAGUCGUAAAACAUAGUUCAUGCGCAAUAAAAAUCGUCGUAGAUUCUAGAAAAAAACGGAUCAUGAAGCCAACCACACAUGACCGAAUAAAUGCAAGAAAAUUGAAA